Molecule: messenger RNA, 480 nt
Organism: Medicago truncatula (barrel medic)
Lineage: Eukaryota; Viridiplantae; Streptophyta; Magnoliopsida; Fabales; Fabaceae
Exons: 1
Coding region: 1-480 (159 amino acids)
Source: RefSeq, a predicted model, not a curated record
AUGCAUAAACAUGUCUUUCUUCGCAUAGUUGAAGCUCUUGGCCAAUAUGAUGGGUAUUUUCAGCUGAGGGUUGAUGCAACUAGUAGAUCAGGUAUUUCACCACUACAAAAAUGCACUGUUGUUAUUCGUAUGUUGGCAUAUGGAACAUCUGCUGAUAGUGUGGAUGACUAUUUGAGAAUUGGUGAAACUGCAACACUAAAACGUGUCGAUAAGUUUACAAGGGGUGUGAUCAGUGUAUUUGGGCCACAAUAUUUGCGAAAGCCAACGACUGAAGAUAUCGAACACCUGUUGCAGAUGGGGGAGGCACGUGGUUUUCCAAGUAUGUUGGGUAGUAUUGAUUGUAUGCAUCGGGAAUGGAAAAAUUGUCCAGUCGCAUUGAAAGGGCAGUAUGUUCGAGGUGAUCAUGGUAAACCCACUGUUAUGCUUGAGGCAAUUGCUUCACAAGACCUCUAUGGAUUUGGCAUGCAUUCUUUGGGGUAG